Molecule: messenger RNA, 1147 nt
Organism: Zea mays
Lineage: Eukaryota; Viridiplantae; Streptophyta; Magnoliopsida; Poales; Poaceae
Source: RefSeq, marked predicted
GCCGUGGGCUAUAUGUCAGUAAGGAAAGAAAAGAGAAAGUAUCCAGCCAGCCAGCCAGCCAGCGAGCAACUGACCAGUGGGCCCGAUGGACGACUUCGAUCCAGUCCCCUCCGACUGCGACGACGGCGAUGGCGGCGUCGCCGCCGCCUCCUCCUCCUCUCCCGGCCGUUCCAUCUGCCACGCCGGCUGUGGCCGCCCGUCCCGCGUCUGCCUGUGCCCGUACCUCCCUGCCUCCCCUCUCCAGACCUCCACGACCAUCGUCAUCCUCCACCACCCGCACGCCCUCCGGCGGAACCCGCUCUCAACGCUGCCCCUCCUCGCGCGCUGCCUCUCCAACCUCCGCCUCGUCCCGGGCCGCCGCCUCCUCCCCUCCUCCACCGCUCCCGCCCCGGGCCCCGUCCUCCUGCUCUACCCGUCGCCCGCCGCCUCCGACCUCGUCUCCUGGUGCCGGUCCACGCCGCGGCCCGCGCGCGCCGCCCCCACCCUCCUCCUCCUCGACGGCACCUGGAGGCAGGCCAGGGAGAUGCACGCGGCCAGCCUGGCCGUGCUCGCGUCGCUGGGCGCGGUCCCCGUCGCCCUCCCCGUCGACAGCCGCGCCGACGGGGACAGCAUGUUCGAGUCCGACCUCGUGGUGAGGAAGGAGCCGCGCAAGGGGUGCGUCAGCACCAUGGAGGCCGUGGCGAGGGCGCUGCGGCUGCUGGAGCCGGAGCGGGAGGGCGCCGUGGUCGAGGAAACCAUGCUCGGUGUGCUCCGCGCCAUGGUCGCCUUCCAGACCGAGCAUCUGCUGCACCGGACGGUGAAGCCUAGAGCGAAGAUGAGGAAGAAGAAGGAACUCAGGAGGGAGCAGGAGAUGCAGAGGGAUGCUGUGGACUGAUGCGGCUUGCUCGUGGUGCUGUGUGGAAUUUCUUGCCUUGGAAUCUAUCACAAAAUCCACCAGACUCCAGCAGUGAAGGUCUGAUUUUACCCAGGCAUAUCGAUGGUCUCUUCACUUAGGAUGCAUUGUUGCUUAGCAUAACCGGAUCAUGUUGGUUCUAGCUCAAAAUGCCUAUGUCUUUCCGAUGUUGUAAGCUGGGUUCAUGUUGAUUCUAGCUCAAAAGGAUUCUGUGACGCAAUUAUUCUCCUUUAAUCAUAUGUUCAACUAAUUCGC